Molecule: messenger RNA, 888 nt
Organism: Emys orbicularis (European pond turtle)
Lineage: Eukaryota; Metazoa; Chordata; Testudines; Emydidae
Product: deoxyribonuclease-1-like 2
Exons: 9
Coding region: 1-888 (295 amino acids)
Biological process (GO): DNA catabolic process
Cellular component (GO): nucleus
Molecular function (GO): deoxyribonuclease I activity; DNA binding
Source: RefSeq, a predicted model, not a curated record
AUGCCUGGGAGCUGCUUACAGAACGCUGUGUCCCUUCCUGCCUGCAGGAUGGGGGCCAUGAAGCCAGCGCUGGCCUUGCUGUCCCUGGCCUACCUACUGCGCACAGCCGCCACCCUGAAAAUCUGCGCUUUCAACAUCAAGAGCUUUGGAGACAGCAAGCUGUCUGACGAGACCACCGCGGGCAUCAUCGUGAAAAUCCUGUCACAGUACGACAUCGCCCUGGUGCAGGAGGUGCGGGACGCCGAUCUCAGUGCCGUGACCAGUCUCCUGGACCAGCUCAACAGUGCAUCGAAGCAUCAGUACAGCUACGAGAUCAGCGAGCCCCUGGGUCGGGAGAACUACAUGGAGAUGUACCUCUUCAUCUACAGGACGCAGGUGGUGUCUGUAGUGGCCACGUACCAGUACCCAGACCCAAGCAACACCUUCAGUCGGGAGCCCUUCAUCGUGAAGUUCUCGUCCCCCAACUCGAAGGUGCAGGAGUUUGUGCUGGUGCCCCUGCAUACACCCCCCAGCGAGGCUGUGGCAGAGAUCGACGCCCUCUAUGAUGUCUACUUAGAUGUCAUUGACAAGUGGGGGACUGACAAUAUCAUGUUCCUGGGAGACUUCAACGCCGACUGCUCCUACGUCAAGAAAGGGGACUGGGGGUCCAUCCGCCUGCGCACCAGCGAGGUGUUCGAGUGGCUCAUCCCUGACAGCGCAGACACCACCGUUGGGAAGUCAGACUGCGCCUACGACAGGAUUGUAGUGUGUGGCUCCAAGCUGAAGAAAAGCAUCAAGCCCAAGUCUGCUGCUGUCUAUAAUUUCCAACACACUUUCAAACUGGAGGAUGCCGAGGCCCUGGCUGUCAGCGACCAUUUCCCCGUGGAGGUGAUGCUGAAGGCUCAGUGA